AUGUUACUUAUGACAAGCAGCAGGGCAAUCACAAGAAGACUCGUUCAAACUGCGAGAUUCAAUCCCUUGAAGCUAGUGGUGGUCCCAGCAACUGGUCUGAGACCAUCCCAAAGCGGCCGGGAGCGAGCAAUUGAGAAGAUACCAUUUCACCACACAUUCUACCAACCUAGCUUGACCCGCAAAUUUCACUCCUCGCCCAUUGUCAUGGCAAACCCGUCGGAGCUGAAGCAAACUCUCACGCCAGCUCUCCUCGAUGAGGUCCAUGCCUUAUGGUUCGACCAUCUGGAAAGCAAGGAUGCUCUCGUCCUACCAAAGAUGAGUGAUAUGGGCCGCUGGUUUAAACAAGACUCUGAAUUUGACAAGCUCUGCGUCGCAAAUUUCCGCCCAGCUUUGGAAACAAUUGUGAACUCUGGAGCCUCCGACUCGGAUAUCAUCGCUGCGGUGAAUCCAGCUUCGCCAAUGGAUUGGAUUAACAUGAUCCUUUUGUUAGACCAGAUGCCUCGCAAUUGCUUCCGAGGAGACGAAUCAAGAUUGGUCUUUCAAACUUUUGAUCCUCUGGCCGAGAAAAUUGCCCUCAAGGCACUCAAAGCGAACAUUCCGACUCAGUCAUCUUACUUCCGCUAUCGAUUAGCUUAUCGAACUUGGUUUCAUCUACCCCUCAUGCACUCUGAAGAUCUGGCUGUUCACGAGAAAGCUGUUCAAGUGCAUGCGGAUACAGCCAAGGAUAUGGAGGAGUUUGUUGCCAGGGACACUUUGACACUCUCCGAGGAAGAGAAAGAAUGUCAUGACAUUCUAAUCAACCAAGUGGAUCAUCUGAGAAAUUUCUUGAAGGUCAAUGAUGAGUUUGAGAAAAAGCACAAGGUCAUUAUUGACCAGUUUGGACGGUACCCGCAUAGAAAUCAGGCGCUCGGAAGGAUUUCCACCCCGGAAGAAAUUCAAUACUUGGAAAAUGGUGGUGAGACUUUCUCGUGA
Messenger RNA from Penicillium nucicola, 972 nucleotides. Its product is annotated as DUF924 family protein. The coding region runs from base 1 to 972 and encodes 323 amino acids. The transcript is spliced from 4 exons. The record is from RefSeq and is a predicted model, not a curated record. Gene Ontology annotation, molecular function: protein binding. Lineage: Eukaryota; Fungi; Ascomycota; Eurotiomycetes; Eurotiales; Aspergillaceae.